This is a messenger RNA of Aspergillus terreus NIH2624, 309 nucleotides long. RefSeq lists its product as uncharacterized. The record is from RefSeq and is a predicted model, not a curated record. Bases 1 to 309 code for a protein of 102 amino acids. The transcript is spliced from 2 exons. NCBI's taxonomy places the organism in Eukaryota, Fungi, Ascomycota, Eurotiomycetes, Eurotiales, Aspergillaceae.
AUGCAGCAGGCCGUCCAAACCAAUCGGACGGCCGGCCCCGAAGUAGGCGUGAAGCCGGCGAUAGAACAGGCAAUAACAUUAAUUAUCCAAUACGUCACCGAGCAGAUAUUACAGCAGGAAGACCAAGAGAGUACAAUACAGGCCGACCAGAAAGCCGACCAGAAAGCCGACCAGAAAGCCGACCAGAAAGCAGACCAGAAAGCAGACCAGAAAGCAGACCAGAAAGCAGACCAGAAAGCAGACCAGAAAGCAGACCAGAAAGCAGACCAGAAAGCAGAUACCAGAAUCAAUAGACCGGUAGAUUUAUAG